UUUCGCAACUCCAUCCUCUCCGCGAAUAUCCGUCGUUCGGUCGUCCGAACGGAACGUCCACCCGUACUUAAGACGAGACGCGCGCGCCAUGAGAGUUACACCACGCUCCUUUCUCCUUCUCUGACGAGAGACGGGCGUUUCGGAGCAUUUCCGCGAUCGGGUGUCACUGCGUCGGUAGGCGAAACUCGUGGGUGUUUCAUACACGAAACACCUAUGGACCGAGCUGCACGCACACGCGAUCGCAGAACCAUUCGACACUUGGCGAGUAACGUAGGGCAUGGCAAGCUCAUGCUUCAGUGAUGUGGACGAAUAUGGUUUCGAGCGACCACACGAUUUCGAUUAUGAAACUUACGAAGAUUUUAUGUCCGAGUAUCUCAAAGUACUUGCAAAGAUGGCUAAAAAAUGGGCAAAAAUUAUUGGCGAGGGCAAGUCUCUACAACGAAGCAUUACAAUAAAGAAAUAUGUUCGUAAAGGCAUUCCAGGAGAACACAGAGGAUUGGUAUGGCUCGCUGUAAGCGGUGGAGAAGAUCUGAAGAAUGAGUCACCAGAUUUUUAUCAAAAGUUAUUAUUGUCCCCUCACAAUGCAGAAACUGCUGAGAUUAUUAAAACUGAUCUCCCAAGAACAUUUCCAGACAAUAUAUUCUUUAAUAACACAGAAAAUCAACAGCAUCAAUUAUAUAAUAUAUUGUUGGCUUUUGCUCAUCAAAAUAAAACUGUAGGAUAUUGCCAGGGUUUAAACUACAUAGCAGGUUUACUUUUGCUUGUAACAAAAAGCGAAGAAACAGCAUUUUGGUUAUUAAAAGUAUUGAUCGAUAAAAUCCUACCAGAUUAUUAUACAUGUACUAUGGAUGGUCUACUUACCGAUAUUGAUGUUCUCGCAGAAUUAGUAAGGAUAAAAAUGCCUGAUGUGUAUCAACAUGUGACAAAUAUAGGACUACCUUGGCCAGUAAUUACAACUAAAUGGUUUGUGUGUUUAUUUGCUGAAGUUUUACCUAUAGAGACUACUCUACGUAUUUGGGAUUGUCUCUUCUACGAAGGUACUAAGAUUAUCUUCCGCGUCGCGUUGACGCUUAUAAAAAGGAACAGAUCCAAUCUGUUAGCUUGCCAAGAUUUUACAACAUUAGCCGAAUGUUUUAAGGAUAUAACGAAAGAUAGUAUUGUUUUACGAUGUCAUGAAUUUAUGCAGAGUAUUUUUAAAGUACCUGGAUCACUGCCUGGGAGCACAAUAGCAAAAUUAAGAACGAAAAUAAUGCAACAACGUGCAAAACGAAAACAAGACAAGUUGGAGCGAUAGUAUUAAUGAUUGAGAUUCCACGUACACCGAAAUAUUCUAGUCGUUGUUGAUAUUCGUUUAUAUCUUCUGCAAAAUGGAUGCAUAUAAAGUUGUAUUAUAUUGUUACUGCAUAAUUAUUAUAUUCUAUUGCUGUACAUACAAUUUGUUUAUUUAAUAAUGUAAGUAUGAUAUAUUUACUCAAUCAGUCUAAGUUUAUCUUAGUUUACUAUUGUAUAUACGUAAAAAAAAA
This is a messenger RNA of Pogonomyrmex barbatus (red harvester ant), 1523 nucleotides long. Its product is annotated as growth hormone-regulated TBC protein 1-A. Gene Ontology annotation, molecular function: small GTPase binding; GTPase activator activity. The record is from RefSeq and is a predicted model, not a curated record. Gene Ontology annotation, biological process: regulation of GTPase activity. NCBI's taxonomy places the organism in Eukaryota, Metazoa, Arthropoda, Insecta, Hymenoptera, Formicidae.